Messenger RNA from Paramuricea clavata, 211 nucleotides. NCBI's taxonomy places the organism in Eukaryota, Metazoa, Cnidaria, Anthozoa, Malacalcyonacea, Plexauridae. The record is from the annotation of a GenBank genome assembly.
UGUUGAUGCAACAUUUGCAUCUGGUCUUGGAAGACUGGUAAAUGACUCGGAGCACAAGAUGGCAAAUUGUCUAAUUAAAAAAAUCGAAAUAAAUGGCCAACCUCGUUUAGCAAUUUAUGCUAAACGAGACCUAAAUAUGGGGGAAGAAUUGCGCUAUGAUUAUGGUGUGAAGGACCUGCCUUGGCGCAAGAGGAAAGGUAAUCUGUACUAG